AAGUCUUGUAGGUUUCUCCGGAUGUUUCAGGGGAGGUGGAACCGAACCGCCCGACCUAGUGGUGCCACAGCAGAAGGCGGGUUCUCCCCGACGGAGGUGCCCGGCGCACCGCCCCUUCCAGCGAUCGCGUUGGCCCUGGCGUCGGUCCACGUCCGGGGCUGCGGCUGCCAUGAACCCCUCCCCGCGCGCUAGCGCAUCCAAGGGGCUCCAGCGACGCCUGGGGGCCGCGGCCGCUCGGCCUUGGAGGAGCCUAGCUCGGACCCCGAAGCAGGCGGGGCCUCCAGAGGAGGAGGCAGCAGCGGCGGGACAGGAGUCGCUACUGCCAAAUGAGAGAAGCUUUCAGGAUGCUGCUAAGAGCAAUAAUUUGGAUUUUAUGGAGAAGCUAUUUGAAAAGAAGGUUAACAUUAAUGCUGUGAACAAUAUGAACCGUACAGCCCUGCACUUUGCAGUGGGGGGAAAUCAUUUUUCUGCGGUGAAUUUCUUACUGAAUCACAAGGCCAGGGUGGAUGUUGCUGAUAAGCACGGUUUGACAGCGAUUCACCUUGCAGCCUGGUCAGGAAGCUUUGAGAUCACGCUCAUGCUGGUGAAAGCUGGAGCAGACCAGAGAGCUACGUGUCAGGAUGGACUAAACGCACUGCACUUCGCAGCCCAGAGCAACAGCGUGCGCAUCGUGGAGUACCUCAUCCAAGACCUGCACCUGCAGGAGCUGAACCAGCCCGACCAGAGAGGAAGAAAACCAUUUCUUUUGGCGGCUGGGAGGGGCCAUGUGCAAAUGAUAGAAAAACUGACAUUCCUUAACCUGCACACUUCAGAAAAGGACAAGGAGGGAAACACGGCCUUGCACCUGGCUGCUAUGCAUGGCCACAGUCCUGCUGUGCAGGUGCUGCUAACUCAGUGGCAAGAAGUGAAUGAGACCAACGAGAAUGGAGAAACGCCAUUCUUUUUAGCUGUUGCAGGAGGUCAUGAAGAAUGCAGUAAAGUGCUACUGGCAGCAGGAAGUGAUAUCAACAUUCCAAAUAAACUCAAUGUCAGUGCUUUGCAGACAGCAACCCAGAAUGGCCACGUGUCCCUCGUCAACUUUCUUCUCAGUGAGAACAUCGAGCUGCACCAAGGGAUGGAACCUAAGGAGUCCCCUCUUCAUUUAGCAGUCAGCAACAACCACAUAGCUGUUGUAAACAGCUUAUUAAGUGCCCAGCACAACACUGAUGUCUUAGAUCAGAGGCAGCGAACCCCUCUGCACGUGGCUGCUGAUCUUGGAAAUGUGGAGCUGGUGGAAACCCUGCUGAAGGCGGGCUGUGAUUUGAAGAUUGUUGAUCAGCAAGGCAGGACCGCGCUGGCCGUGGCCGCCAGGGGCAGCCACAGCCUGGUUGUGGACAUGCUCAUCAAAGCAGAGAGGUACCGCACCUGGAGAGAGAAGCAUCCAGAGGAUGCAUCAGCAGGAGCUGCUCUGACUUUCAAGCAAGACCACAGUCUGCAGACCAGGCACAUCCGCACGGUCCUCUGGAACCUCGCAUACCGUCAGCUGAAGGCCGACCAGUGGCAGAGGCUGGCUCGCUCGUGGGACUUCACAGAUGACCAGAUUAGAGCCAUUGAGGAGCAGUGGACAGGAAACAAAAGCUUCCGUGAACAUGGCCACAGGGCUCUGCUCAUCUGGCUGCAUGGGGCCCUGAUGACACAGCUUGAGCCCAGCAAACAUCUGUAUGCAGAGCUGGUGCGCGCAGGCUUCCCAGAACUGGCCGAGAAGAUUCGUCAAGUGAAAAGCAAAGCUUGCUCAAGCUCCAGGAAAUGUGCAAUUUCAUAAAUGCCUCAAGAAAUUAUAUUUAUUUUUUUCUUUUUUUUUUUUUUUU
Fukomys damarensis (Damara mole-rat) is the source of this 1847-nucleotide messenger RNA. It is a transcript of the gene Ankdd1b, whose product is annotated as ankyrin repeat and death domain containing 1B. Bases 170 to 1801 code for a protein of 543 amino acids. The record is from RefSeq and is a predicted model, not a curated record. NCBI's taxonomy places the organism in Eukaryota, Metazoa, Chordata, Mammalia, Rodentia, Bathyergidae. Gene Ontology annotation, biological process: signal transduction. The transcript is spliced from 15 exons. Gene Ontology annotation, molecular function: protein binding.